Messenger RNA from Suillus subaureus, 1131 nucleotides. RefSeq lists its product as uncharacterized. Lineage: Eukaryota; Fungi; Basidiomycota; Agaricomycetes; Boletales; Suillaceae. The record is from RefSeq and is a predicted model, not a curated record. The transcript is spliced from 3 exons. Bases 1 to 1131 code for a protein of 376 amino acids.
AUGCUCCCCUCAUGGCUGAGCAAAAAGUCCAACAAUCUGCAGGCUUCCAACCAACCAGAUCACAUAUCUAAAACUUCCCAUUCGACAGUGGAACUGACUGGAAAUUCAUCACAGUCUGCAAUUCCCAUCACAGACGACGAUCACAACGAUAUUCACGAACACAUCUGGGAUCCCAGCACAUACUCUGCUCCAACUGAACAGGACGCUCUCAAACUAAAUACGUCAGCUACUAGUACUAGUACAUCAAGCGACUUGAGGUCGCUGGGACAUUCGACUGAGCCAGCAAGGUUUCUGACACCACAUGAUGACAUUCUCGCCGAACUCCAGGGAUACUUACCCUUGGGUGGUCCUCAGGCUGCAGAGCAGCAAUCUCUACGACCGGAUGCUCCCCUAGGAUCUUCCCUCAAUCUUGGCCCAAGCAUUGUUGACAACUCGUUGUUCACCUCCGAAUCAUUGCCCAAUCAUGAGCCAGCCAAGGAGAUUAUGUAUGAACCGUCCACCGGUCAGAGGUUAUACGACUAUGUACCGACGCCGGUGCGGUCGGGUACUGACGAUGAACUGUGGUCCCAUCUAUCACAUAUCUUGGAGCUCCAGAGUGAAAUUUCAAAGAUGCAUGUUGAUAUGGAGAAUGUCGGCUUGCGGACUGCACGAGGUCAUAAUGGACCAGUUGUCCCUGAGCGCGGAGGAAAGGCAGGCACCACCAGGAGCGAGGCGGGAAAGGAUAGGAGGAGAAGUGAUACACUCGGAGAAGAGGAAGGUGAUGAUGAAAGUGAUGAAGCGACCGAAGGAGAAGAUUCGGAUGACAACGACGAGGUAUUUGGGAAGAGGAAACGAGAAGAACAAUUCACAAGACUGGCGGAGCGGUUUGCGGAGAGAAAAGUUUCUAUUGACGCCGUCAUGAAUAAGUUGGACAACCUUUCGAGCGCACUCAAGGCCUUCCAUGCGCUACCCACUCCAGUACUUGAUCUUACAUGCUUCUCGCACCAGUACCAUGUCUUCCAAUGCUCCACUGGUAACCGAUCGCACUACUGGUGUGGCCCCCGCAGGUACCUCGACGACAUCAGCUCCCCCUCCCCAGUGGGCAUGCAUCACACACAAUCCAUCCUCGAUCGCAGUGUCGGGAAGAAGUAG